Molecule: messenger RNA, 1281 nt
Organism: Porites evermanni
Lineage: Eukaryota; Metazoa; Cnidaria; Anthozoa; Scleractinia; Poritidae
Source: the annotation of a GenBank genome assembly
AUGGGUUCGAAAGUAUGGAAAUUUUCAGUGUCCAUAGCUGGCAAGUUACAGCCUAAGGCUUUAGGUCGUGCUGAGUUAAGAUUGCCUUCAACUAAACCUUCACUUCCGAUCCUAACGUUGUACACCAAGGUAACACUAGCUGAAAUUUAUAUAUCAAAAAUUUGUAAGUAUAUUGUAUAAGUUAACAGCACAAUUUUCAAUCCGGGUUUUAGAACUCUGCUUUCCGACUGAAUACGUAAAUAAAUAUAAGGUUUGAGACUGACCUAGCCACCUGUUCAUAGAGGAUUUACUGAAGAGCAGCAGUUAUUCUUAUUCCAGUUGUUUAUUGUCUUUAGCAGGUCUGUCCACUCUGUGAUGAUGCCAAGGCAGUACUAGAAAGUUUCAAGCACAGGGUCUGUUCAUCAAUCAAUCAAUAAAUCAUCAAUCACUCAGUCAGUCAGUGAAUCCCAAUCCUGCUAAGGCUUUUCAAAACCUGACCAACUUUAAGACAGCACUAGUUCAUUUUGCCACUCUGUUUAUAAAGACAUUAUAUUACAACUCUUAUUUGUUUAACCCUGAUUCACUUUGUUUCUGCAUAGAAUUAAAGUAAUUUUUUUAAACUAGCAUCACGAAAUUAUAUUUUUCUGGACCAAAAAAAAAAACUGUUGGUUCCACAAAUGUAGACGACUCAUCCCCAGCCCUGCACUAGGCCCAAGAGUGCCAUUUGCUAAAAGGAGUCUCACUUGCUCUGUAAGGGCUGACUUCUGUUAUUCAGUUCCUCUUCUUUUAAAAAAUUUGCUAAUGUUUGGUUAAAACUGGUCACUGUUUUUUUGUUUUCAGUUUCAUUUUGAGCAAGUGGAUAUCACAGAAAAGGGCAAUGAAGCAUGGUUCUCAAAGUAUAAAUAUGAAAUUCCAGUGUUUCACUUAAAUGGAACAUUUUUGAUGAAGCACAGAGUGAAUGAGGAAUUACUUGAGAAGGAGCUGAGAAAGUGUGAGGACAAUCAAGAUGCUACAUGAAUGAGCAAUAUUAAUUUUUACAUUAAAAUGUAUAUGGUCGUCUGAGUGUACCUGCAAGUGCCAUGCCGUAAUGAAUUUAGGAAAGAAUUGUAAAUUAAGCCUCUAUUAAAUGGUCACUUCUAUCAAGCCACUGCAACCUAUGACCAUUUGGCCAUCCAGCUGAGAGUUCUCUUAUUGUUAUCACCUCUGUUAAGCAGCCAUCAAGUUCUUGAAACACUUAGUUAACCUUUGGCUUCAUUUCAAAAACGUGUUGAAGAAAAGUACAGUCUGAGAUAUGAAGGUGAC